Varroa destructor (honeybee mite) is the source of this 1708-nucleotide messenger RNA. It is a transcript of the gene boca, whose product is annotated as LDLR chaperone boca. Gene Ontology annotation, biological process: protein folding. The record is from RefSeq and is a predicted model, not a curated record. NCBI's taxonomy places the organism in Eukaryota, Metazoa, Arthropoda, Arachnida, Mesostigmata, Varroidae.
UGUGAUAUAGUGCGGUAGCUGGUCACAUUUCAUGUUUAUUAAACUUCGUCUUAAUGGUUAAUAGAGGAACUACAUGUUCGCAUCGUACUUUCUUUUAACAUCGCCUGGUGUCAUAGAAAGUGUCAAUAGUGUGAUGCAGUAUGGCUAUGUCGUUCUGCAAGUUGUGAUAUCCUCAAAAGUGUUUUCUAUGGCGAAUGAUUUUCGAUAGGUUAGAUGCUUUGAUCUCAUUUCAGAGACUAACCCUCAUGAAGCUUGGAAGCACCUCAUCCUUUUGGCGUAUUUUCUACGCGAUUUCUCACCUGUUGGGUAAAUGGAUAACACUGCAUCAAUUUGACAAAGCAAAAUCGAAGUAAAAAUUAGCAUCUACUUUUGCCAUUAUUAUUCUCUGUAGAAGAAACACCGUCGCUGCAGUGGAGAUAAUCGUGGAGACAUAUAUAGUGAGUGUUGGACUCCCGCCACGUGAAAUUUCAAAACGCCAUCGAACGAGAAUCGCCCAUUUCGGCAACUGUAUCCCGCAACUGUCUGAAGGGGUGUCUGUCUAGUAAAGCUAGUUGACUGUUCAAUUAUUGUUGGAGUAAAAGGAAGUAUUCGCGUGGUGAUUAGUGGAAUAUAGUCCGACCGUCAAAUAAAUUGUUAAUUGAAACUUUUGAAAACAUCGAAAUUUCGAUAGAUAUGCAUGGACCCACUUUAGUUUUACUUAGUCUGGUGGCAUUUUCGUUAGUAAACGCAAAGAAAGCCGAAGAGCAGCCAGACUGGGCGAAAAAAGACCCUAUUCAUUACACGGAUGUCGACGUCGAACGGCUUCUUGAGCAGUGGGACGAAGAUGACGAAGUUGACGAGGACGAUAUUCCGGAGCACAAACGGCCCCCACCAAAGGUUGAUAUGAGCAAAUUAGACCCUAGUAACCCAGAAAGCUUUCUUAAACUCAGCAAAAAAGGUCAGACGCUGAUGACAUUUUGUACUACCUCGGAGCCAACAUCCCAUGAUAAGACAGAGCAACUCUCAUCAUUGUGGCAGACAGCUUUACACAACAAUCAUAUACAGGUUGAACGAUACAUGAUUGCUGAUAACAGGUUCAUCUUUAUGUUCAAGGACGGCUCACAGGCCUGGGAGGCCAAGGACUUUCUUGUCGAUCAGGAAGGUUUCGAACAGAUCACUAUUGAAAAUAAACCUUACUAUGGAAAGUAUGCUAAAAACAGACCUAAAGAUGAACUCUAAGAUGAUUACGAUAAAUCGAUAGAUAUCUACCUGAUAUUUAUAUAUUCAACUGUUGAAAGUGAUGUAAUGUUUUUCUACUCCGUACACCUACUUCCAAUGCCAAAUUCGUAGGCAGAUGAUGCUUAGCAAAAAUUUAAUUUAAUUGACCGCGAGGCCAUGAUCUGUAAAUAUUGAUUAGCAAUACUUAACGCUAAUAAUAGAAUUUCUUAUAGCGAUGCGGAGCAUUUAAAUAGGGUAAAUAACAAAUGCUUGUAGAAACGCUAUUGCAAUUAUUAUUGUACAAUAAAAACACAGAUGAAGUGAAAAGAGCGAUAGUUGGGCCUGAAGUCUUAAACUGUGCUUAUGUGCGAUCUUCAGCUUCGAAAUUCGAUCGUCAGUGUGAAUUGAGAUAUUUAUUAGAAGCCAACUGUGGAAACGUUCAGCGAGACACUCAGGCUAGCCUAUAGAGGAUGUCGUGACGUGAAUAAAAAAGUUGUUGGAUCCCAACGAA